GAAAUUAUCAAGUCAUUUCAUAUAGAAAAUGAGUUAUGGCGCGAACUCAGUGAACCUUUUCUUACUUCAAUUGACCCAUCUCUAAGUAUCAUCGAUCCAAUGAUACUACCGUUAAAUAUUGGUCAGCGAAAUGGUCAACAAAAUAAUGACCAAGCAACUAUUGUUGCUUAUGAUUCAUAUGGUUUAAGUGUUUACGGACGCUUAGGCCUCUUUUUGAUAGAACUUAUUCAUAAAAUUGGUGUGGUUUCUUUCUUUUUUGGAAGUGAUAAUAAGAUAGAUACGCAGAAUGAUACAUCAUAUUCAAAUUGUAAUCGAAUUCUUUUGGAAUUAUUACUUUUAUCUGUGUUGUGUACGGACAUUCGUCGUUCCCGUAAAAGUGAUCACCAUUUAUGGGAUGCCUUUAAUGUAGAGGAGAGUGAUUAUCGUGGAUUCAAAGCAUUUUUGGUGGAUGCUCGUUUGAUUGUCAAAAACUACACUUUGCAAAUGUUACAAAACGGACAGUUGGACGUUGAAUUCAUUUUAAACAACCUAAAUUCUACUAUGAUUUCCCACAAUGUUCAACAUAAUGGCAUAUCAGGUUUACUUUGUGAAGCAGUAAAAAGAUCACAUGGAGAGAAAGUAGUUGCUGCAGCGAGUAUUUCCCUCAAACAAGCUGAAGAAUUUUUAGAUGUGAUAAAAUCAGAACAUAAUCCAAAUGUCUGGUCUAUGCCCACGUCUUCCUCGAUUCAUAUUUUGAUUGCCAAACUUUUGCACUCUCUUGUAACUACUGUACAAGAACUUUGUGGAAAUCAUUGGAGCUUUAUUUUUGAACUCCUUCAAUAUUGGUUACAAAUUUUUUCAUAUCAAUACUGUGCAUAUUUGGAAAUUUUAUGUGAAGCAUGUCAUGAUCUUCCAAAAGAAAUUCUUGUGCAUAAGAAAGAUGAGCUUUAUGCCUUGUUACUUAUUCCUCAUGAGGGAAUCCAAAAAUGUGCAUACAAGCUCGCACAUAUCUUGGUUAACGAAAAAGUAUUGUCUGAAGGGUUUGAACUUCUCGGAACUCCAGAUUUGGCCCUGGAAGGAUUAAAACCUCAUGCUUACACCAACCAGGGCAAGGGGCCUUUGCCAGGAGGAAU
Racocetra fulgida is the source of this 1112-nucleotide messenger RNA. NCBI's taxonomy places the organism in Eukaryota, Fungi, Glomeromycota, Glomeromycetes, Diversisporales, Gigasporaceae. The record is from the annotation of a GenBank genome assembly.